GAAGAAAGGAAGGAGGCAACUCAACAGGGCAAGAAACAAGCAAGCAAACAAAAAGUUACACUGAACAAACAAGAAAGCGUUCUUUUUUUGAUUAUUUCUUCCUUGGUGAAAAAAAUAUUACAUUACCUACAUACCUGACUAAUUUUUGUUUGUUUAUUGUUAUCUUUAUUGCAUCUUUUAUGAUAAUCUAAUCACAUGUAAAUAAAAAUGCCUAAAAACAUAACAAGUGAAGUGCGUGAUAUAAUAUUACGAGUUAAAGAAUUUAUGGACGAAGAAAAACGUAUGCAAGUUCCAAUAAUUCCCCUCAGCAAAGUAUAUGUUCGUGUAUCUGCAGCUACAGGUGUCUCCGAGAGAACAGUACUGAACAUAGUUAAGGAAGCUCGUCUCGUUGAACAAGGUCUUCUCGAUCCUGAAACACUGAAGAAAGGCCCCAAGAAAAGGGUAAGAACCAAAGGCAAAAUAGAAGUAGAUGAGUAUGACCUGCAGGUUAUCAGACGAAAAAUACACGAGUUCUAUGCAUUUAAGAAAGAAGUGCCUACAAUUAACAAGCUGCUUCAAAUCCUAAAGGAGGAGAUUAAUUUCAAAGGCUCCAGGGAGACACUGCGCAAGAUUUUAAGGAAAAAUGGAUUUCAAUUUAGGAAAACUAAGAAUAAUAAAGAAAAAGAAGCAGUGCCCGAAGCGGCGCCCGCUGUGCCUCCCAUGGUGGCGCCCUACAUACACUCAAUGUUUAGUCACAAGAACAUUCAGUCCUAGGAAACGUUCUGUAUUAUAUAGUAAAGUAAAAUAAUAGUUUUAUGUUUUAGAUCUGACUGUUAUAUUACUGAACAAACAUUGAAUGAAUAAAAACACUCGACCAUACCAAAAUGGCGAUUGUGUUGCUUUUUGAAAAAUAUGCCUUGAUCUUACAUGGCAUUGAAGGCAUCCAUAAUUAGAAUUAACAGCCUCACUGAAUGGUUGACAUGCUCGAGUACAAACACAAAAUACCCUCGUGGGCUUCCCUAUACUAGGAGACUGCAGUGUAUGCCGAGAUCCGAGAAUUAUAUAUAUUAAGUAUGUAGAUUUCUCCUUAUUAUAAAGUUUCUCAUUGUUUCCUUGCUAUAAGUUAUGUAUUUCCAAUAUAAUUUUCUGUAGGAGAAUGUGUAGUGGAAAAAAUCCAGAUUGAAUAGAAAGAAAAAUAUAUUAGAAUCAUCGGCUUAAUAAUAGUCAUAUUAGAUACAAAUAGAACGUAUUUGUAAUAAUUUUGUACAAUGUCUGUAUUUAUGAGAGAUGAUUGGUGGGAAUCUGGUGACCUGUGCCACAGGAUUUUUAAAGUUAUGUGAGGCACCAGCUUUUCAUAAAAAAAUAUUUUGAUAUACAUAGAUUUAAGCAUUGUUGAUUGUGUUUAUUGUGCUUUUUGUAUUAGAGGAAAUAGGCCAUCACACUAAAUAAUUAUCAAAUAUUUUUUAAGAACCUAAAGGUCUGGUUUUUUCCUGUAGGUAGUUUAAAUCAACCAUAUAUGUUUAUAUCAAAACUAGAGAAUGACAGGAAUUAAAACUUCGAGUAAUUGACACAAUGUCUAUCAAUUUGUUAUAAAUUGUGUUAUAGCUAUCAUUAUGAUACAUCAAUAUAUACAGUAAAUAUAUGUAUGUAGUUGCACAUGUUUCAGUUACUCCUCUGUUCUAUAUUUAAACUCUUAAUAAUGCCAGUUAGUCUAUUUUUUAUCAAUUUCUGGUUUUGACAUAAAUAAUAAUUGUUGAUUUAAUGUAUACGUACAAUAAUAUAGAUUAUACAAAGUUAUAUGAAUCGGUGAAUUUUCGAGCAUUCGCCGUUAUUACAGUUUAUAAAAUAAUGAACCAUUCUAAAAAAAAAACUAAUAUUGAUUAAAUUUUGCACUAUCCUAUGCACAGAUAAAAUUCAGUGGACAAUCAAUGGAAAUUUACAAAAUGCUUGAAUAUCUUUCUGCUGAAACUAAUAACAUUACCUACGUUAGGAAAAGUAUCUGAAUUUUCUGUACAGUCAAUAAACUUUGAAAAUUGAAAUUCUUUUCAACUACGUUUCGCCGGGAAUUUAUUGUUUCAAAGUUCUGAUUUUGUCUUUCAUUAUGUAAUGUAAUAAACAUUACAUAAUGAAAGACAAAACCUUUCAGCAGAAAAAUAUUCAAGCACUUUGAAAAUUUUCAACGGUUGCCCAUUACGGCGGUAAAAUUAUAUUUGCCCUUGUUGACUUGACACCAGCCCAAAUAAUAGGUUUAAAAGGGCGCGCGCGGGCAAAUAGUCAUUAAUUUACCCGUCUGUAAAUUACGAAAAUUGAGUCAUUUCUUAUUUUGUUCGUUUGGAUUUGUUGAGCAUUCUCCUUUAUUGGUAUUGUCAUUAAGGGCACUAUAUGCCAGCAUUAUGGUAAUUGAUCAAUGUUGUAAAUUAUUUAAUAUUUUACUAUUAUAAUAAUAAAUCUUGUGUGAUCAGAAUCUGGUACAAUAUGCACCGCAAAAAAUUAGACCUAACCUAACGUAUAGUAGGUAGGUCAAGAAAUUGAAGAAAACAAAUGAGGGCGCUAUCUUGUUUUGGCUGGCAACAUUUGGUAUUGCAAUGGCAAAAUAGUGUAGUGCGUUAAAAAUUAAAUUCGUUUUCUUCAUUUUCUGUCUCAGACAUCCGGUUAAAUCAUAGGGGUUAGUGCGAGUUUGCAUUUUACUUCUCAUCAUCGAAUCGAUUGUUGUUGCGUCACAAUGGCGCAAUGUGAUUGGUUCGCUGCGUUGUUGAAUGGAAUACAGACGACUUUGUAUUUUUUGGUUUGGGUAACCAUGAUACGUUGCUGUAUUAUUCAUUGCGGUAAAUAAAAACAUGCAUUUGCGUCGGCAAGAGUUCGGCGAUGGUGUGUAGCCGAUAUAAAAUGAUUUGCAAAACGUUCUGGUUCACGUCACGCUCACGAGUCGAUUCGCCGUUGGCGGCGCUUUUUCGAGACCUGCACACCAGCGCCCCUGGCGGCAAAUUUACUCACGUUAGCCCAGGCUUCACGAAGCGCGCGCUAGCACCACCUUCACACUUUUAUCGAUUUAUACAAAAGUAUAUUAUACAUAAUUAUACCUACUCCAUAAUGGAUCUUAUUAGAAGCUAUUAUAAUUUUCUAUUUAGAUAUCCGUAUAUUUUUACGAAACCGGAAAUGGCUGUGGAUAUUAAAACCCGUGAGAUUAAUUGUGAUUACAUUGAAUAUGGGAAUGUGUAAUAUUUUCUAAUAAAAUCUUUUAUGUAGCAUCUGUCUGUAUAGAUUAUUUUGUAGUUUUUGUUAAUAAUAAAAAGAAUUUAUAAAAAUGCGAGGGUAGUUCAAGUGCGCGGGUUUCUGACGUCGCAUGAACGGUUCCGUGGCGAAGAGACUGAUCGACUAGAUCGAACUAUGUUUAUUUGUUAGUUUAAUAUUUAAGCGUUCAUCAAAACUGACCGACGCACCUAAGAGCCAUGCCCCAUUGCUCAGUCGCGCUCCGUUGCUUUGACGUCUUUAGACAGACAAAGAGGGGUUCGUGUGCGACGCAGCGAACCAAUCACAUUGCAGUGGUUGUAGUUGCUUCACAACGGCGCAAUGUGAUUGGUUCGCUGCGUCUCACUUCGAAUCGAUUCGGUGGUGAGAAGUGAAAUGCAAACCCGCACUUCGCCCACAAGAAUUGUAUGGAGUUUCGACGUACGUAGCACGUCCGUCUCAAAACCUAUAGAAAACAACGGAGCAGUGUGGCGUGGCUCUAAAGCUGAGGACACAAUCAACAUCACAUUCUCCAUGUCUUAAAUUUUACUUUAGAACAUAUACUUAUUGUUUCGCAAAUUUAAAUUAUAAUUAUAACAUAGUGUGAAUAAUUUAUAGAAACAACAUACCUAAUUAAAUAAAAUCUCUAAAAAUA
Molecule: messenger RNA, 3862 nt
Organism: Plodia interpunctella (Indianmeal moth)
Lineage: Eukaryota; Metazoa; Arthropoda; Insecta; Lepidoptera; Pyralidae
Exons: 2
Coding region: 208-753 (181 amino acids)
Source: RefSeq, a predicted model, not a curated record